AUGGAAACAAAAGGCAAGAAGAUUCUCAUGAAGAAGCAAUUUACUCAUAUUUUGAUGCUAGAAUCAGAUGGUCCAUUUGAAUCUCCAUCGUUGGGUCAAGUCUUAGCUAUGAUGAAUGAAAUGGGGGUUCCUACACCCAAGAAGACUAAGUCUAAGUUAAAGGGAAGUGUGUUGAUCCAAGAAGCCUCUAGUAAUAUAUUGAAGAGGAUGGCUAGUAAGAAUCAAGUCACUAAGCUUCUUAAGAAAAAGAAGAAUACUUUCGAAGUUAUUGUUCUUGGUUCUCCUAAUACAGAAGAUACUGAUAUGUCGAAGGCACAAUCUUCAUAUUAUAGUCAUGAUGCAAAUGCAGAUGAUGUAGAUUAUUUGAUCAAUGAUGUACUUCAUCACGAUACACAACCUAUUUCACCAUAA
Molecule: messenger RNA, 411 nt
Organism: Lactuca saligna
Lineage: Eukaryota; Viridiplantae; Streptophyta; Magnoliopsida; Asterales; Asteraceae
Source: the annotation of a GenBank genome assembly